Molecule: messenger RNA, 2346 nt
Organism: Tachysurus vachellii
Lineage: Eukaryota; Metazoa; Chordata; Actinopteri; Siluriformes; Bagridae
Gene: mtif2
Product: mitochondrial translational initiation factor 2
Exons: 3
Coding region: 109-2196 (695 amino acids)
Biological process (GO): translational initiation
Molecular function (GO): translation initiation factor activity; GTP binding; GTPase activity
Source: RefSeq, a predicted model, not a curated record
CCCAUAAACACUACUUCGACGUCUCCACAGAAACGGGCUGCACUCAACGGAAGUGACGACCUGUAACGUCACAGGAAGUCUUAAUGCAAGCCGGAAGCUGAACGUGCCAUGAUUAAGAGGUUUUCUGUCCUGAUCGGGAGGGCUGUAUCAGCCCAUUGUCUUGAUGUUCCAAUGUACGCUCCACAACAUGUACGAUACCUGGCCGCUAAACCGGCUAGAGUACAUGGCAAAGGUAAGAAGUUUAUCAUGAAACCAGUGAAAUUAGAGAAACAGGAGAAGCAAGAAGUGGAGAUCAAACAAUCAAUGACUGUGUCUCAACUUGCUGAGGCUAUGAACAAAGACAUAGAUCAUGUAUAUGAGGCUCUACUGAACACAGCUAUAAACAUCAAUGAUCUGGAACCAGACACUGUGUUAGAGGAGAAGUGGCUAAAAGAGGCUAUAAAGAGGUCUGGGAUGAAGUACAAAUGGGCCAAGAUAGUGGAGAAUGACGUCAGAGAAAACAAAGACAUCCAGAGACAGCCACCACCAGAUCCUGCUAACUUAGUGAAUAGACCUCCAGUAGUAACUAUUAUGGGGCAUGUGGAUCAUGGGAAGACGACACUGCUGGACAGCCUAAGGAAGAGCCAGAUUGCUGUACAAGAGGCUGGAGGCAUCACUCAACACACUGGAGCAUUUCUGGUCCAGCUUCCUUCUGGUGAACUCAUUACAUUUCUGGACACUCCUGGACAUGCAGCAUUUUCUGCUAUGAGGGCCCGUGGAGCCUUGGUUACUGAUAUCAUCAUUCUGGUGGUUGCAGCUGAUGACGGCGUGAUGAAGCAGACCAUCGAGUCAAUACAGCAUGCCAAGAAGGCGAAAGUACCAAUCAUUGUGGCAGUGAAUAAAUGUGAUAGACCUCAGGCAGAGCCCCAGAAAGUGAAACAAGCAUUGCUCGCCCAUGAUGUUGUGUGUGAAGAGUUUGGAGGAGAUGUCCAGGCUAUCCAUGUGUCUGCUCUAAAGGGGGAGAAUCUGAUGGAGCUGGCUGAAUCCAUAGUAGCACUUGCUGAGAUGCUGGAACUGAAAGCAGACCCCAAGGGUCUAGUAGAAGGGACUGUCAUCGAAAGCCGUACAAGCAAGGGCAAAGGACCUGUUACCAUGGCAAUAAUAAAACGGGGCACUCUAAAGAAGGGCUGCACUCUGGUGGCAGGAAAGGCCUGGGCUAAAGUGCGCUUACUGUUUGAUGAGAACGGCCAAACUUUGACAAAUGCAGCACCUGGUGUUCCUGUGGAGAUUGUUGGCUGGAAGGAACUACCUUCUGUUGGCGAAGAAAUUUUGGAGGUCGAGUCUGAGCAAAGGGCUCGUGAGGUAGUGGAGUGGCGCACAUACAUGGAAGAACAGAACAAGCUGAAGGAGGAUCAGCAUGCCAUUGAGGUCAAGCAGAAGCAACACCAAGAGAGCUAUCAGAAAGAAAGGGAGAGACUAGCACAUCUCAACUGGAGGCAGAAGAAAUUAGCGCUCUACAAGGCCAACAAACACCAUAUAGCCUCCAGACCCAGCGAGAAAACCAAGGAUGAGGAUCUCAGUCUGAGUCUCAUUGUCAAAGGUGAUGUUGAUGGGUCAGUGGAGGCCAUUUUGAACAUCCUUGCAAGUUAUGAUGCAGAGGAACAGUGUGGGUUAAACAUAGUGCAUUUUGGUGUUGGGGACAUCACAGAAAAUGACCUUAACCUAGCAGAGACUUUCUCGGGAACAAUAUAUGGUUUCAACAUUGUAGCUAAUAAGUCAAUACAAGACAUAGCUGCCAAGAAGGGCGUUCCCUUAAAGAUGCAUCGUGUCAUCUACCACCUAGUGGAUGACUUGAAAGAGGAGCUUAGCAGUAAACUACCCCCAAUCACUGAGGAGAAUAUAGUAGGAGAGGCCUCUGUUUUGGCCACGUUCGAUGUGACUGUAGGAAAGAAGAAGGUCCCAGUGGCUGGCUGCAGAGUGCAGAAGGGUCAGCUGGACAAGAAGAUGAAUUUCCGACUCAUUCGAGGAAAAGAGGUUCUUUGGGAAGGGGCUUUGACUGCAUUAAAACAUCAUAAAGAUGAUGUGCAAGUCGUGAAGACGGGCAUGGAGUGCGGACUGUCUUUGGACAAGGUUAUUGAAUUUAAACCUGGAGAUGAAAUUAUCUGUUAUGAGGAGACGGAGAAUCAGCAAAGAAUAUAUUGGGAUCCAGGAUUUUGAGAGACCAAGUGCCAAAAAAUCAGUGACAUCACUGGCAUGUGGUGAUCAAGAUAGAUAUUCUGUCAGAUUAUUGCAUCCAUAUUAGGAUGUGACUGGUAGGUUGUGUUAAUAAUUUAUUCCAUGAUUAAAAUAAAUGUGUACAAAAAGAAA